Molecule: messenger RNA, 1621 nt
Organism: Gymnogyps californianus (California condor)
Lineage: Eukaryota; Metazoa; Chordata; Aves; Accipitriformes; Cathartidae
Gene: KBTBD3
Product: kelch repeat and BTB domain containing 3
Exons: 1
Coding region: 5-1621 (538 amino acids)
Molecular function (GO): protein binding
Source: RefSeq, a predicted model, not a curated record
AGCCAUGUUUGAAGUUAAUAUGAAAGAACGAGAUGAUGGCAAUGUUACUAUUAGUAAUCUAUCACCCAAGGCAGUGAAAGCUUUUCUUGAUUAUGCUUACACAGGAAAAACAGAGAUAACAAAUGAUAAUGUGGAAAUGCUCUUCCAACUGUCGUCAUUUCUUCAAGUUUCACUCCUUUCCAAAGCUUGCAGUGACUUUCUAAUAAAAAGUAUUGAUCUUGUGAAUUGCUUACAGUUGCUUUCUCUAUCGGAAAGUUAUGGUUCCAUCCGCUUAUUUGAUCAUGCACUAGAUUUCGUACAGCACCACUUUUCCUUGCUGCUCAGAUCAAGUGAUUUUUUGGAGAUGAAUUUUGAGAUACUACAAAAAUGUCUCGAAGCUGACGAACUAAAUGUCCCUGAGGAAGAAUCAGUGUUGAAAGCUGUCCUUCAUUGGACCAAACACAACUUAGAAACACGACAGAAAUAUCUGCCUAAUUUGAUUAAAAAAGUGAGACUACACCAGUUACCUGAAAAGACUUUGCAGGACUUUCUACAUUCUGAAGAACACUUACUUAAGAGUGCUAAUUGCUCAGUAAUAAUCAAUGAUGCAGUUAAAAGUGUGCAAAACUUUAGUGGACUGUUUCCAGAUGCACGUCCUUCAACAACAGAAAAAUAUAUAUUUGUUCAUAAAACUGAUGAAGAUGGAGAAAACAGACAUACAUUCUGCUACAACAUCAAAACAGAUAAAUGGAAAGAACUACCACAUACGCACAUGAUUGAUCUUCCAGGGUCAAGUUUAUCUAGCUAUGGAGAAAAAAUAUUUAUAACUGGAGGAUGCAAAGGGAAUUGUUAUAGGACUGUCAGGCUUCAUAUUGCUGAACCAUUUCAUGAUGCCACUGACCAAACCUGGUGCUACUGUCCAGUCAGCAAUGAAUUCUCCAUAGUGUCAGCUAUGAAAAAACCCAGGACAAUGCACACAUCUGUUGUAACCUUAAAUCAGCUGUUUGUAAUAGGUGGAAAGACCAGAGGAGCUCAAGAAACCCGAAGUCUUCUGGAUGUAGAAUCCUAUAAUCCUCUUUCCAAAGACUGGAAAUCUGUAAGCCAAUUGCCAAGAGGUAUCUACUAUCCAGAAGCAAGUGCAUGUCAGAAUAUAAUUUACGUCCUUGGCUCAGAAGUAGAGAUUACUGAUGCCUUUAAUCCAUCUCUUGACUGUUUCUUUAAGUAUAAUGCUAUGACUGAUCAGUGGUCUGAGCUUGUAGCAGAAUUUGGGCAGUUUUUCCAUGCAACUCUAAUCAAAGCCGUUCCAGUGAACUGUACAUUGUACAUAUGUGAUCUCUCCACCUACAAGGUCUACAGUUUUUGCCCAGAAACCUGCGUUUGGAAAGGGGAAGGAUCUUUUGAAUGCGCUGGCUUUAAUGCAGGGGCAGUUGGGACAGAAGACAAAAUUUAUAUAUUAGGUGGUGAUUAUGCUCCAGAAGAAAUCACAGAUGAAGUUCAAGUCUACCAUAGCAGUAGGUCUGAGUGGGAAGAAGUUUCACCAAUGCCAAGAGCCUUAACUGAGUUUUACUGUCAGGUCAUUCAGUUUAAUAAAUAUAGGGACCCCUGGUCAUCUGUACUGACAAUUUGCUCUGGAGAAUUUUGA